UGUUGCCACCUCUACACGCCAGCGUGAUACGACAGUGGCUGAGGACUGGUGACCUUGAGAAGUUGGAACAGGUGAUUAUUGAAGGUCAAGGUCACAAGUUGUUGACGGAGCACUCAGCUGAUCUCAAGGUCAGGAGAUUCCUCAAGGCGGUGCCUGCUUAUCUGGCUCGAAUUGAUUUGGUUCAAGAAGCAGUCACAAGAGGCAAACUAGAUGAUCUGAAACGGUUACUCAGUGAAGAGGCUGACACAAAACACCGCAGAAAACUGCAAAAUUCUCGAAAUUUGGCACUCUGUAGAGACCAGAACGGAACUGGUUUAUUGCAUAAGGCAGUAACUGGUGGCCAUCUUGAAAUUGCAGAGUGGUUAAUCAAGAAUUAUCCGAGCACUGUUCAUAUCAGGGAUAAG
Nilaparvata lugens (brown planthopper) is the source of this 404-nucleotide messenger RNA. RefSeq lists its product as uncharacterized. Lineage: Eukaryota; Metazoa; Arthropoda; Insecta; Hemiptera; Delphacidae. The transcript has 2 exons. The annotation marks the transcript as partial. Gene Ontology annotation, molecular function: protein binding. The record is from RefSeq and is a predicted model, not a curated record.